UUCAUCCUUACCGUCAUGGCCGAGUUCCAAGUCGUGGUGAUGGCGGCUGGCUCUGGGUCGCGCAUGUACCCGCUGACGGAGGGCAUUCCCAAGGCGCUGCUGCCCGUCGCCAACCGCCCGCUCAUCUGGCACAGCCUCAAGCUGCUCGAGAGCACCGGCUUCCAAGAUAUUAUCGUGGUUGCGCAGCGCGCUUGGGCCACCCAGAUUUACAAUGCCAUCAACGAGUGCAAGUUGGACAAGAUUGUGCCCGAAGUCAUUGGCGUCGAUGCUGAGAUUGGCACCGCCGACUCGUUGCGUAUCAUUCGCGAAAAGAUCAAGAAAGACUUUAUUGUUGUCAGCUGCGACCUCAUCAGCGACGUACCGAUUCACCUCAUUGCCGACCUCCAUCGCCAACGAGACGCGUCCGUGACGAUGCUCGUUGCGGAACCUCCCGUGAACGACGCUCCCCUGCCCGACGCGAAAGCCAAGAAGGCGCCCGUGGACGAAGGCACUCGCGACUUUAUCGGCAUUGAUGCCGAGUCCAAGCGACUGCUGUACUUUGCUGCCGAGGCAGACGUAGACGAGGACUUUAAGAUCCGAAAGGCGGUGCUGAUGCGAUAUCCUCGAAUGGAUGUCACAACAAAGCUGCUCGACGGCCAUUUCUACAUUUUCCGGCGAUGGAUUCUCGACUUCUUGAUGGAGGAGCGACACCAGCACAUUUCUGCCAUCAAGGGCGAGUUGAUCCCGUUCCUUGUGCGAAAGCAGUUUUCGCGUCGCAAGCGACGAGAGGUUGUGGAUCCUCCCAGCGAUGAGAUUGAUCUUCAAGCGUAUGCCAUUCUUGACGAUAACGACAAGCAUGCAUACUCGAUGUCUUCGACCCCGAUCGACACAAGCGACGCUGUUCGCUGCCAUGUUUUCCAGAUGAAGGACGGCUUUUGCGCGCGCGUCAACACUCUGGCAUCAUACCUGGAGAUUAAUCGAAAUCCCCCCAAGCUCGAGUUCCAAGGCGCAAAGCCAGAACCCCAAUCAAGCCCCAGCGUGGCGCCGAAUCGGCCCGGAGCACAAACAGGAAGCGAUUCCAUCGUCAAGGACGACGUUGUUAUCGGCGACAAGUCGCUCAUCAAGAAGACUAUCGUUGGCAGCAAGUGCAAGAUUGGCGCGAACGUCAAACUUGUCAACUGCUUGUUGAUGGACAAUGUUACUGUUCAAGAUGGCUGCAACCUCCAGUCGGUCGUCGUGUGCACCAAUGCUGUUAUUCAAGCAGGCUGCACGCUGCGUGAUUGUCAAGUUGGCUUUGGCCACACCGUUCCGGCCGGAACUGAUGCCAAGAACGAGGCAUUGGUGUCUGGUCAAGGCUUUGAGUAGAUUUUGUAUGCUCGUCUUGAAAUGCAACGUGUCGCAAGAACAAAUACUCUCGAUACCACUCGCAA
Molecule: messenger RNA, 1409 nt
Organism: Capsaspora owczarzaki ATCC 30864
Lineage: Eukaryota; Filasterea; Ministeriida; Capsasporidae
Product: eukaryotic translation initiation factor 2B
Exons: 8
Coding region: 16-1344 (442 amino acids)
Biological process (GO): biosynthetic process; cytoplasmic translational initiation
Cellular component (GO): guanyl-nucleotide exchange factor complex; eukaryotic translation initiation factor 2B complex
Molecular function (GO): translation initiation factor activity; guanyl-nucleotide exchange factor activity
Source: RefSeq, a predicted model, not a curated record